This is a messenger RNA of Amoebophrya sp. A25, 752 nucleotides long. Lineage: Eukaryota; Dinophyceae; Syndiniales; Amoebophryaceae. The record is from the annotation of a GenBank genome assembly.
AUGUUCGGAGGGCAUGACCCAUUUGAUGGUUUUUCAGUGGCAGCAUCUGCAGGUGCAGGUGGAUUUAGCUCCACCAGAAGUGCACUAGCAACUACAAACAACUGGGACGUAAAAACGACACGAAUCAAGAAGCCUGAUGGAACUGUGAUUAUCGAAACAUCACGAUGCGAUCCGCAGACUGGUCAAGUAACAACUAGUAGGCGAGUCGAAGGAGGAAAUGGAAGUAGUGGGGAGGGGGGAAAUGCUCAAGUUCCUUCUGCGAGUCGUGACUACAGAAGAGAUGAAGAUCCCUUUUCGAGGAUGGAGUCAACCAGAGGAACUCAUAAAAAUGGUAAUAUUGACAGUAGGCUACGUCCUCCUCCUGCUAAAACAACAACAACCUACAAGAACACGGAGGACGUCGAGCCAGCGGGUCGAAAUCUUCUAGAAUUAGGCGGACCAUCAGGCGUUUCAGGUGGAGUGUCAGGUCGUCUUUCUCUUCCUGGACAACAGAUCGCACGCAGCAGCUGGACUGGAAUAUCAAGUGGAAAAGAUGCCAAUCCGGCACCUCGUGCCUCCGCUCGUGGAGGGGCUUUUAUCGGGUGGAAAUCAAAUUGAAGAGGAAGAUUAGAUGAAGAAAAUCAUGAGCAAUUUGCUGAAUUAAUAUAGCACCUGAGCUUAGAAGUACAGACAUUUUCUUGUUUUCACCUCGGAAGGACAAAUUUUUAGGUUCGUCAACAUCUUCACGCUGAUGUGAAACUUCGCCUGAGGCC